AUGUCCUUUCAAGCGACGACAAAAGUCCAUGUGAAGUCCGGUGUUGUAAUGUGGGGCACAACAUCACCUCCUCUGCCAAUAGGAUUUCCUUUUGUUAUGGAUCAAGCUGCUAUCAUGGCAUUGGUAAUGUCUGCUAGUGAUGCCACCAACGGAAGAGAUUCUGAAAGAUCCCGCCGAAGCUCCACGGAUUCUGAUAUGGCGAUUCCACAAACCCCAAUCGACGCUCCAUCGGACCCUUUUGAUUUCAAGCUCGUUGCCGACAUGCCCGAUGAAGAUAUGGUUUCAAAGUUCAUGGCAUCCAUGAAGUCCUCAGCAACCAAACGAUGCUCCAAACGUGAGAUGUCAGCUGUGAGCCCACGCGAAGAACGAAUCAAACGCCCAAUGAAUGCAUUUAUGGUGUGGUCACAACAACGGCGUCAACAAAUUUCGGCAACCGGACAAAAAUUUCACAAUUCCGAUAUUUCAAAAAUGUUAGGUGUCGAGUGGCGCGCGAUGGCUGAUGAGGAAAAAGUUCCAUUUGUUGAGCGCGCCAAACAACUCCGUGAAGAGCACUUCAUCACUUACCCUGACUACGUCUACCGGCCACGCAGAAGAAAGCGUAUUGUAAAAAGCACCGGAAGUUUUGAAAGUGCUCCGUCGGAUGAGUUGGGUGAUUUCCCAAACAACAACAACUCUUUGGUCUGCUCCAUGAUGCUCCAACAGUUGAUGUGCUGCUUGAAGACUAUGCAGAAAAGUGUCGAUUCAGAAGCCAACAAUCUCAUUUGA
Messenger RNA from Caenorhabditis briggsae, 765 nucleotides. It is a transcript of the gene Cbr-sox-4, whose product is annotated as Protein CBR-SOX-4. The record is from RefSeq and is a predicted model, not a curated record. Lineage: Eukaryota; Metazoa; Nematoda; Chromadorea; Rhabditida; Rhabditidae. Gene Ontology annotation, biological process: anatomical structure morphogenesis; cell differentiation; regulation of DNA-templated transcription. Gene Ontology annotation, molecular function: RNA polymerase II cis-regulatory region sequence-specific DNA binding; DNA-binding transcription factor activity, RNA polymerase II-specific. The coding region runs from base 1 to 765 and encodes 254 amino acids. The transcript is spliced from 4 exons.